CAUAGAGACAGUGGAAACUUCACAGGGAUCUUCAGCAUGUAGACCAGGAGCCCUCUGGACAGGAAUGACCUAUCAUGUCAGCACUGAAGAAGGUGUUGCCGGGCAUACUGCAGAAGCAUUGCUGCAUCCUACCAGAUAGGAACACAGGUGUGAAGAGGUGGCUGAUGAGGUUGAAGAGCAGGGAGAUUUAUUCAGAGUCUCAGUGCACCCUGUGUGGUGAAGCAGAAGACCAGCCGUAUUCAUGGUCCCCCAUCCAGUACUUCGAUGAAGACAGCUACCCCUCCCCUCCCAGGAAUAUGAAAGGUCUAUCAGGCGGCCGUCCCCAGCUGACCAUCACACCUGGACACACCUGCGGCCUGACGGACUGUGACCACUCCCUGGACCACCUGCAGCAUGGCAUUUCGGACUCCCGCUCGUCUUACCUGCUUAGCCCCACGGACAGCUGCCCCAUGGACCACCACCGCUGCUCGCCGCGGAGCUCCAUCCACUCCGAGUGCAUGGUGAUGCCCGUCUCCAUGGCUUCAGACCACGUCUCCAGCAGCACCUUCCCCAGGAUGCACUACAGCUCACAUCACGAGAGUUCACGGGAGGAUGGUUCCACUGCUCACAGUGGCGGAGGAGGUGGAGGAGGUGGAGGAGGAGGAGGAGGAGGUGGAGGUAGCGGUGCAGGAGGAGGCUCUGGGAAGAUGAACCGAAUUCCAGCCAACCUCCUGGACCAGUUUGAAAAGCAGCUUCCCAUCCACCGAGAUGGCUUCCACACGCUGCAGUACCAGCGCACUUCCACCACCACCACCACCAGCGAGCAGCGCAACGAAAGUCCGGGGCGCAUCCGACACCUGGUGCACUCCGUGCAGAAGCUCUUCACCAAGUCCCACUCCCUGGAGGGCUCGUCCAAGAUGAACGGCACAAAGGGCGACUCGCGCUCGGACUCCGGCCACCACCACCAUGGGCACCACCACGGCCAUCACAAACACAGCAAGAGGAGCAAGAGCAAGGAGCGCAAGGGCGACUCCAAGCACCGCUCAGGGAUCGCUGGCUGGUGGAGCUCCGAUGACAACCUGGACAGUGACAGCACCUACCGGACUCCCAGCGUCAUGAGCCGCCACCACAUGGACCACAUAAGCCACUGCUACCCGGACUCGGUCCAGAGCCACUUUGGAGACCUUUCACUUAAGACCUCAAAGAGCAACAAUGACGUCAAGUGCUCAGCUUGUGAGGGAAUGAGUAUGGCUCCCGAGGGCAAGUUCAUGAAGCGGAGCUCUUGGUCCACGCUGACUGUUAGCCAGGCUAAAGAGGCUUACCGCAAGUCCUCGCUCAACCUGGAGAAACCCAUGAUGCCUCAAGACCUCAAGUCCUCCAUGAGGCCUUGUCAUUAUCUGCAGGUUCCUCAGGACGAGUGGGGGGGCUACCCUGGGGGUAAAGAUGAGGAGAUCCCUUGCCGGCGGAUGAGAAGCAGCAGCUAUGUGAAGGCCAUGGGAGACGAGGAGAGCGGAGACUCGGACGGCAGCCCAAAGAAUUCACCGCAGAAAAGCAUGCGGCCCGGCGGCCUCAUCAAACCUGUGCUGCAGAGGCAGCUGUCUGACCAGAGCUCGUACCGUUUGGAUAAAUCGAGCAGUGACGUGGUAAAGUACCUCACCAAUUUCGCUGCAGAUUUAAGUCAGAGCUACCACCUGCAGGCUUCGAGGGAGAUCCACCCCAGUAUCACGCUGGACCCCUCGCCCAACUACAAUUCGCCCAAGUUUCGCUCUCGCAACCAGAGCUACAUGAGGGCGGUCAGCACCCUGAGCCAGGCCAGCUGUGUCAGCCAGGUCAGCCAGGUGAGCGAGACGGAGAUAAACGGUCAAUUCGAGUCGGUCUGCGAGUCCGUGUUCAGCGAGGUGGAGUCUCAGGCCAUGGAGGCGCUGGACCUGCCCGGCUGCUUCCGCACGCGCAGCCACAGCUACCUACGGGCCAUCCAGGCUGGCUACUCGCAGGACGACGACUGUGUGCCCUCCAUGACCUCGUCCACCGUCACCUCCACCAUCAGGUCCACGGCUGGAAUCCAGUUCCGCCUCCCAUCAUCAGGCAGUGUGGACAGACCCUCCCAGCAACCUCCAGCGGUCACCUACACCCCCAGCACUCCCACCUAUAAGCGGACGCCCCCUCCCGUGCCCCCUCGCAGCACCUCCAAACCCCUCAUCUCCAUCACGGCACAGAGCAGCACCGAGUCGACACAGGAUGCCUACCACGAGGGCCGUCUGGCCAGAGGAGGUUUGUGGGGCUCGGAGGGCCUGGGGCUAGGUUUAGGCCGAGCUCUCUACAACUCCACAGACAGCUUGGACAGCGCCAAGGCAGUCACAAUUGCCAUGGAAGCAGCAGCCAUGGCGAUGGCAGGAAAGAGACACCCGUCCACCGACAGCCACAGCUCCGUGAUGACCUGCGACAAAGCGGUACUGGUGUCCAAAGCUGAGGAGUACCUGAAAACACCCAGAUCCUCUAUAGGGAUACAGGUGGAGGCGGCCACGGAUUCAGAGUCCGAGAGCAAAGGAUCGCGGGAAUACCAUUCUGUAGGGAUUCAGGUGGAGGACGACAAACGUAUGGGCAGGUUUAAGCGCUCUAACAGUGUGACGGCAGCAGUGCAGGCUGAUCUGGAGCUGGAGGGUUUUCCUAUGAUGGAGGAUAAGGGUCUGCAGUUUGGUGGGGGUGGUGGGGGUUUCCAGCGUCACAGCGAGCCCAGCACACCUACGCAAUACGGGGCAGUGCGAACCGUGCGCACGCAGGGCCUCUUCAGCUACCGCGAGGAUUACCGGCCCGCUGCGGAGCCCCCCAGUCCUCAGCGCAGCCCCGAGCCCUGGCUGGAGCCUCCAGGGGGCACCAGAGAGCCCCAGGCCACCGUAGCCGUCACAGUGACCCCUCCGCAGGCCUCGGACUCCGGCAGGGUCUCGCCUUCGACCCGGCGGGAUGGCAGCUGGUUCAUGCAGCUCCUACACACCGAGACCAAGAGAAUGGAAGCAUGGUGUAAAGAGAUGGAGGGAGAGGCAGAGGAGAAUGACCUGUCGGAGGAGAUUCUAGGUAAAAUCCGGAGUGCGGUGGGCAGCGCUCAGCUCCUCAUGUCCCAGAAAUUCCAGCAGUUUUACUGGCUGUGUCAGCAAAACCUGGACCCUAGUGCCAUGCCCCGGCCCACUUCUCAGGACCUGGCUGGAUUCUGGGACCUGCUGCAGCUCUCCAUUGACGACGUCACCUCAAAGUUUGACGAAUUGCAGAAGAUCAAGAGCAACAACUGGAGGCUUAUCGAGAGCCCAGUGAAGAAGCUCCCACCCCCUGUACCAAAGAAGACACUGCGUAAGAGUGUGACGCGGGAGAAGUCUCUGGACCUGCCUGACCGGCAGAGGCAGGAAGCGCGGCGGCGGCUGAUGGCCGCAAAGCGAGCGGCUUCGUUCCGCCAGAACUCGGCCACGGAGCGAGCGGACAGCAUCGAGAUCUACAUCCCCGAGGCCCAGACGAGACUGUGAGAGAGAGAGAAAGAGAAAGAGACACUCGGAGCAGGAGGGCCUUCAUCUCCACGCCUUCAUCACACAAGCUCCGCUCACUUCACCUUCAUCGGCCUCGGCAUCAUCAUCUUCAGACAGCGCCAAUAGCGCAUUUUCUAAUCCUCAGCUAGGCAACUCGAGGGGGUCUGCGCCUGAUCAUACAAACAAGAGCUGACCACCAGGACAAAACAUCUAAACAAAUGGAACCAACACCGUUCAUAAGGCCGUAUUAAUGAAAUAAUAAAGUAUUUAUAACAAUUAUUAAUAGGAGCCAAAAGAAUCUGAGGCUUUAAUGCUACAGGCUGAAAGUUUGGAAGCAGCACUAACUAAUAAUAAAAAAUAACCAUGAAAAUGUUGGUAUUUUCUAAAGAUAACAGACAGUAAUGCAUUUAUUAGCACACUACGAAGCAGUUUGAUUGAAUGUUUAGUGCUCAACUGACUAUUUUUAUCUACCUGGCUGAUGCUCUUUAAUUUGCUCCUGCUGUUUCUUCACUUUUAGUGCCGCUCCAUUGAGAUCCCCCAUUUAGAUGUUCCUGAUCAACUCAAUCCAGUGUGAUGCAUUAGGAUUGUCUAAAGAAUUCAUCUUUCAAGAAGUCAUGUCUCAAAAGCAAGGCUACAGCCUGGAUUAGAGAGGCCUUGCUUUUUUGUUUUACUUGAAAUCAGCAGGAAUAUUUUUCCAUACUUCCUUUGGAGCACCUCCAAAGUUCAGUUACUGAAGUUAUCAGCAAAUGCGUUUACAUUUCAAUCCAAUCCACUUAGUUCAUAUUCCACUUGUCUGCAUUGCUUUACUGGUUAGCUAAAUUGGCACCUUGUAUUCAAAAGCAGAUUUUGGCUGUUUCAUGAAACUGAAGUUGGGACGCUUGCAACUGUUGAGGAUGAGGAAACUGCAACUGCAAGUGUCCUGCAACUCAAACGCAAUUUUGUUUCCUGUAGGUUUCAAGCAGUUCAAGUUACAUGAAAGCUUCAUCAAGUAAAGCCCGCCUACGUGAAUGACGAACAUUUUUGGAAAACCGAAAAAUUAUUCCAGAGCAUCUCUGGUUCAACUAGGUGUCAACAAACACGGGUCUGUUAUCGGUAAAUUGACUUUAUUGGAAAAUCAUCACUGCUUGCUUCCACACUUUCAGGCCUGUAGCGUAAGUCAUUAAGCGUGAAUCACACUGAACGCAAUCCUGUCUUAAAUGUCACAUUCAAGCAUCUUGAUGACUUCUGUAGAGAAGCAAAGUCAUCGUGGAGCACGGUUUGGGCAUGUCGAGGUGAGCUGAUAAGGUCCGUCAUUAAAACUGCUAUCAGCUUAGCCUGACAGCCUACUAAAUGAGCAUUCUCUUAGAUCUCGACGUAAAUGUUAUAGAAAUACAUUUGGCUGUACUGUUCACAAGAUUUGACACUGAGGGGUUCCCCAGUCUGAAAAGCGGUGCUUUUGCAUUAUAAGUGCUAUUACGAACACUGGGAUCUGAAACCAGCACCAGGUCACAGGAGACGUUCAGCCGUUUUUUUUAUGUUCUUGUCGUUUUAAAGGGGGUUCCCGAAAGUGAAAGCACCGUUUCUUUUUUUAAUUCGGAGCCUUGUAGCUCCACCCCAUCCCACUCUCUCUCCAUUUUUCUGUCUCUGCCUCUACGAGUCCAUUAUCUAAUUAUCCUGUGAACAAUUGUGAAAGUGCCAAUGCUUCAAAUACCUCAAAACGUGCAUGUUAGACUGUAGCUAUAUAGGUCAAAAAAUGGGCAGUCUAAUGAGUCCUUACAUUUGAACAUUUAUAGAAAAUCGACAAAUAAUACCAAUAAAAAUGGGAAAUUCCAUAUCAGAUCACUCAGGUAGACAAAAGCUCUACUCUGAUGGAAAAUAUGUCAAGAGUUAGUGGUACAAGCCGAACAACAUCAUCACCUUAUCGACGGAAAUCAAGUAUCGUUGCGCUUGAACCACGUAUACAUAAGUAUAGUGCUUGCUUUCUUUUCCUUUUUACACUUUCAUACUCCAUUCCAUCCAACUGGUUUAUAUCCCAUUUCAUAAGGAGAGCUUUUUUGGACGGUUUUGUGUAGAACUUUAAAAUCAACGAUGUAUAGGUUACAAAAAAAAUGCAUUUUUGCACUUUCUUCUUCUAAAUAUACUCCUGUAUGUAUUUCCAAGGGAAAUGUAUUUAUUGACGUUCACAAAAAAAGAGUAUUGUUGCAGUUGAAUUGCAAGGUUGCGUGUGGGUUGCGAUUUGAGUUUUCCGCCAUUUUUCUUUCUACAUGACCACCCCACCCUCGUCUUUCUUCAGGCAGGAGGGUCCUCGAAGUCUGAACGGCCAGUCAAAUCUGAUUUAGACCUUGUUUUAAAAAGCUGAUGCCAUUAUUUUUCGCAAAUGAUGCUGACAGACUCUAAAUCAACCCAGGUGAAUUAAGCAAAGGAGAACCUGAAAGGAACAUGUUGCCUGGAAUCUAAACGCAGAUGCAGUGCAUAAACAAGUCUGAAAGAAAACACUGAGUGAUCCAACUUGUGUUUGGCCUAUCACGAAGCUUGUAGGAGUUUGGUCCGCUUUCCAACUCAAGGCCAUGAACGAAUGGCUGUCUAUUAUGUUUUUUGUUAGGGUAGGAGGACUGACCAUUGGCUCAGACGUCUUAAAAUCUCCCGUGUGCUUCUGAAUGGCCAUGAUUUUUUGCCAUAUUUUACAUAUUUUGUCUCUCAGUGAACAAGCCAGUGUCAAAAAGUGGAUCCGGGGAGAUUUUGAAGCUCUCCCUGACCUUUCGUAGCACGACCAUGUUUUCUGCGCUUUUCCUCUGUGGCAGAUGGUGAGGAGACAUGAUGUGUCAUUCGGGCCCCUGCAGAAAUGGAGGCGGUGGGGGAUAUCUAGCGAUCCAAGUGGAUGUUGAGGGCGUCAGUGGACAGACAGGUGUCUCGUCUGGCUUUGUCUUUGCACAGCUCCUUUUUGUUGCAUUGGGCUAGCGGUCAGCGCUAGCAAGUGACCUUCUGCCACUGAAUUUCUGAAGAGGUUAGAGGUUAAUACUGCUAUAAACAGCAUCAUGCAAUCAUGCUGUCUUUUGUAGGAGGUGGUUCGGUUUCUCUGAGGAAUGGUUUCAUAAAACCACCCACUUAUGGUGCUGCUAACUCCAUUAGAAACUGUGGUCCAAAGAAAGAAGCUUGGCCUCUUGUCCUGCACUCCUUGUUCUGCAUGUCUGCGGGACCUUUUCUCUUUUUUGGGUCUUUAUGCUCUUUGCCUGUCUAUAUCAGAUAUGAAUUUAUAAAAACAGCGGCAGUCACCUUUGAGUGAAUGCCCACAACAUUGCACAUCCUAUUUUUCCUGGUCUCAGUGGGUCGCACCGUUGACAGGUUUAAAGCCCUGUCUCCUGAGAAGUGGUCUCUAGGGUGAAUGUGGGCUCGUUGUGCUGCUCUGAAUGUCACCCUGGGUGACCCUAAGUGUCCUCUGUGCUUCUUUUCCCACAAAAUAGAUUCUGAUUUGCGCCAAAGGGCUGCUAGCUAGGCUUCAGUUUUUCCAGCUGCUAGCGCUCAUUGUAUUUUUAACCUUAUUACUUUUACAUUAGGUUGUUACAUCAGCCACUGCCACCUAAACCGGCUCAUUUCACAGAUCUUCAGGGUAAUCCAGGUGACCGCUAAUGCGUUACGACCUCCACAACCGCUAAUUGUGGAAGUUAUGCUUAGCAAAGCAUCCGUUAACUUUGCCCUAGUGCACUCUUCAAACGUGUAGGUAAAGCGGUCCAAAGAUUUUUUUUCCAGUGUCCAAAUAGUGACCAAAGAGAGGGAGUCUGAGUGGGUCACACUGUUGACAGAUUUUCAAACAGUGGCUAACAUGUUGAAGAUCAAAUUGUAGCUAAGCAAAUGUGCUCGUUUUUGAUGCUAAGCUACAAGUUCUUCAAGUUGUCCCAUCUUGGCCCAAAGGCCUCUUGGGCCAGAGUGCUUUUUAGAGCACAACACCACUAUUUUAGUGAAAAAAAAAAAGAAAACAGUUUCAACCCCCAAUUUUAACAGAAAGUAACAGAAAGGUUGUUAAUCCAUUGUUAAGCCAUUACUUAGCGGUUAAGUGGUGUUUGCCUGAAAAGAUGUUCCUGAGGUCGUUCACAUGGCAUUUUUAUAUCCACGUUUUCUUUUGCUUAAAACCUUUCAGAUGAAAACAUAUGGUUGUUAUUACUUACUGUCCUGGAUGGGAAAUUGAUGCCUUACAUUUCUGGUGCGUGAGGUGGUGGUAGUAGUCAGUUUCCCUGGCCAUAGGCAUGGGUGGACUUUGUACUGUUGACCCAAUUUCACAUAGAGUUCUAUCUACUCAAUUGGUUGUCUACAACGCAUAUAAUACUACACACGAUUGCUGAAUUUGCACUGGAAUCUACAACGUGUAAAAUACCAGAGAUAAUGGGUGGUUGGUGUUACUCAUUAGCGUGUUUUUUUUGUGCUAAAUUUGGGCUCUUUUAUUCAUUCAAGUUCUCAUUAUUUUAAAAAAGUGAAGCUUUUGCAAACGUAGCCUGUAAUAUUGUUGUGGCGAUGUAGGAAGUGUUUAUGAAGAUAAGUGUGUUGUGCAUCAUCGGAUUUCUCUUGGGGUUCUCUCAGUCCCAUAAUUGGUUUCCACUCUCAAAACAUGCAGUUUUUUCAGUAUGUGGACCAGGCUAGGAGGCCAAUGCACAGGGAAAAUGUGCCAAAUGCUAACCCCCCCCAGUCUAGACACCAAUUAGGCCCAGUUCUACACUUUGAAAGAACUUUUAAUGGCAAAUCACCUUCGGCAAGGUAAUUUACUCCAGGACUAGGCUAAAACUGGCCUGACAACCUCCCUUGAGUGCACCAAACCUUCCAUUCAGCUAACUUUUAAGGGGCCAUAUUAUGGAAACCCAAAUCUGUCUGUUUUAUAUAAAAGCGUGUUGCAAUGUUAUAACAUCGUUAACAUUGUUAAGGUUGAAAAUGUUAAUAUGGUUUAUGUAUGAAAACAUAGAUGUUUAGAUUUUAUCUUGGUCUUUUUGUCAGAAUUACAUGGCCACCAAUUCAGCACACAGUAGUUUAGCCACCCAUUCAUAAAGAAGUGAUACGGAGUGUUGUUACUGCAGUCUGCAGCAGUUAUUAUGACAACUUAACUCCAUGUGUCUGAGCUACAAAGUGGGGUAAAACAUAUGCACCUCCAGGAAAGAGAUCCUGGUUAGCAACAACCCUGCAAAAAAUGAUAUCUAAACGAGAGAAAUCAUUUUAAAUCUAUUUAAAUAUCUAAUAUUUCUCAUUUAGAGAUUGUUUUAUGAAUAAUGUAAGAUUAUUAAAUGUUUAAUUUCAUCAAGCAAAAUUAUCGGAUAAUUUAGCUUGUUUCAAGCACGUUUCUUGAAAUAAGAAAAAUGAUCUGCCAAUAUCGUGAGAUUUUACAUAAUAAAAUUACUCAAAGCACAUAAAAAGUGUCUAGAAAUGAGUUCAAUAGACCUAUAACAAGCUGACAGAAAUCUCGACAUGAGCAAUAUGAGAUACGACGAGCCGAUUUAAGAUCGUUUCACUUUCCAAGUUACCAUCUUUUGCAGUAAAACUAGCACUUUUACAUGAAUAAAUGAUAUCUUUAACAUUUACAUUUAUUUUUACCUUCUCCAAACUGCAAAUGUUCGUCAGUGUUGCCAAUUUUACCAACAGUUGUGUCUGUAUGUUGAUUGACCAACAAAAGUGCUGCUAUUAAUCAAUUAAAUGUUGCGAAGUACUACUUUAGUACUGUUGCUGUGAGCAGCCAUGUCAUGUCAUACUGCGAAAUUUGAAUUUGCCAUCCUGACUUUCCGAGUAGGAAUUCCUCCAGGGCUUUUUUUUUUACCUGGUUUGAUGUGAAAGUUCCGGAUAACAAGCUUUAGUCCACAUGCAUCAGGCUCCAGCUAGCUAGCUUGCUGGUGUUUGUCUAGAGUCUCUCUCAAAAUGAGCGAAAUGAAACAUUAAUAUCUGGUCAAAAACAUUAAAAACACAGAUUAAGUUCAUGCGCAUCACGGUUUCACUGCAGUUACGCUGAAUAACGAAGGAUGACAGCAGAUUUCAUGGCCACCAUGAUGGCUGAAGCAGUUUGGUUGAUGAUGCGUUUCCUGUUACAGCACAGCCUCCUAAUAAGAUUUAGUGGAAAAAUCUAACAGGUCUUACAAUUCAGUUAAACCAGUUUCGGAUUGAUCCAAACUGGGACGCUACUAAUGAUUGUAAAUAAGUAAAGUAUAUUUAUGUUCUUUAAAAAAAAGUUUCAUGUAAAAUAUUUGCUUAGUGUUUAUGUUGGCCAUAAUUCAUUUCUUUGAGUGAAAAUCAUUUUCUUAUCAGUUUAUUCCACAUUUCAUCCUGCAGGAGCAUCCAAGGAGCAAGGCAGCAAAUCUUUUUAAAGUCUUAAAGAGACGGUAACAAAAAAAAACAGCCUAUUUAAUUGAGCUACAUACAGUGUUGUGGACUUCAAGGGCAAAUAAAUGAAGGAUAAAUGCCAAAUAUGGCCCUUUUAAAGUAUGACGUGCAUUAAAAGGUGCUGAGUAAUGUCUUGACCCCUAUGGUUGGUUGCCUGGCUGCAUAUCAUGCCUAGUUCUGGACUAAAAAGUAGGCAGGACUAGUUGUGGUCUGUGAGUUUAUUUAGUGGGCCUAUAGUCACAAAUGCUGUGUAUUUUUUGAAGGAAAAAUUUUCCGUGUUGCAUUCGCACGUCUGUCAAAUGUUCCCGGCGGUGGAGCUGUACAGUGCUCCACAGUUCUUGUUGUGAAAGGACAAUGCGCCACUCUGUUCUCGCUCUCCAACAACAGGGGCGGCCUAUCUCUUGGCUGUUGCAUUGAAUCCUGUUUCUCGGUCAAGACCCCAUAGCCGGCAGCUGAGGUUUCCACAAACGGACGAGAGAAAGUCGUGGAAAUUAUUCGCAAAGUUAUAAUCGCAUUAAGUAGUGUACUCUUCGCCAUUAACACAGAGCCAGAGUCCAUGUAGAAUUGUAGUGCUAGCGCGAUAAUGCUAAUAUUAGCAACGUUAGGGUGGACGUGUUGUUUAGACGAGCAGUCGCUUUGCAUUAUGACUCCAUUCAGCGCAUCUCUUGAGAUUAUCCCCAUAUUCCUUCCCACCUAAGAUCAUUUAUACCUGCCAUUUAAACAAGGUGCAUUUAAAUCCCAGUGCUAAAAGCCGUGAGCCCUGAUAUUUGAGCCUGUCUUUCUCAGAACCACCUCCAUUUCAACUGAAACUGCUUUGUGUUUUCCUUUAUUUAUAUCACCAUCCAGUGGAGUCAAGGCUGAGAGUUUAGUUGCUCGGUUCUCGGAAUGUGAAACAGAAAAAAGACAACUAACGAAGAAGUUUAAUGAAUUUAAAAUAAAGGUAGUUGUUUAGCUAAAAAUAUUUUCAUUUAUUAUACUGUAUAGGCUAUCAUAUCAAUAUUAAGGAUGAAUAUAAUACCAAAUAUUCAUUAUUUGUACAGAAAUAUAUAUAUAUAUAUAUAUAGAUAUAUAUAUAUAUACAUAAAUAUAAAUAUAUAAAUGAUGCUUCAUCGAGACAAAAAAAAAAAUAUUUUCUGCUCUUCCUCAUAGUUUAGUUUCUUUAAUCUUUCGUUGCCUGGGUUGUUUUGAUACACUCUAAUGACGGCAUGCAAGAUACUGAUAUUGAAUGUCUGAUUUGUCGCUUUCAUUGCUUUUUGUAUCACAUUGUUGAAUGUUAUACGUUGAUUUAUUUGUUUACAUUUUAUGGCACAAAAAAAAAAUGUACUUAUUAUCUAUUGAUUCAAGUGUUUCAUUUGUGUUUAAAAUAUGGUUUGGAGACAUUUAUGGUCACUCCGGUUCUUUGGGUUCCUUUUCACAAGAUCGUUUAUUUAUGGCUUUGGUCAUCCAAAUGUAAAUAUUUCUGCCAUUAAAUUUUUUGGAAGAAAACA
Pygocentrus nattereri (red-bellied piranha) is the source of this 11305-nucleotide messenger RNA. RefSeq names its product discs, large (Drosophila) homolog-associated protein 2a (gene dlgap2a). Bases 75 to 3491 code for a protein of 1138 amino acids. Lineage: Eukaryota; Metazoa; Chordata; Actinopteri; Characiformes; Serrasalmidae. The record is from RefSeq and is a predicted model, not a curated record. The transcript has 18 exons. Gene Ontology annotation, molecular function: molecular adaptor activity. Gene Ontology annotation, cellular component: glutamatergic synapse; postsynaptic specialization. Gene Ontology annotation, biological process: signaling.